AUGAGUGCAAAGCCUGAAGUCCCCGAUGCAUGGGAUGCGGACUGGGAAUCCCAAGCUGAUAAACUAGCGAAUCAGCCGACCCCGCCUUCUGAGAAGAAAGUCUCCUCCAAAGUCACCAAAGCUCAGCGCAGAGCGCAGCAGGCAGAGUUCAACCGGCAGCUCUGGGCAGAAGCUGAAUCCCCGCAGACAUUCCACUAUGUCGAAGCCCGAUCCGAGGUACCUCUGAAACAAGACUUUAAACCGACCGUCACGCUCCUCAGCCGGAGGCCUCAAAUCACACCACGCCAGUCGUCAUCUUCCGGUGGAAUAGACGGGGCAACAGCCCGCAUCGGACAACUUGGACUUGACGAUGAAGGCGACACGGACGAAGACCCCAAUCAGCCUCGCGAACUAACCUUUGAAGAAAGGCAAGCGAUAGCUCUCAAGAAUCGCGAAGAGAGACAGCGUAAAUACGAGGAGGCACGAGAAAGGCUCUUCGGAAGCCCUUCUGCAACGAAUUCUGGCAAUUCUUCUCCGGGGAGUACAACCCCACCUCGCCAGAAUCAACCUGGUGAGGGACGUGGGAAAGGGAAGGGCCGAGGCGGCCAGCGGGAUUACAGGGAGAAGAGAGAUUCUUCGACCGCCUCAAGCAAGUCCAGACAGCAGCUCUACGAUCCGGCAAGUUCAAACAGGGUCGGAUCAACCCUACAGAGGCGAGAUCGUCCACAAGGAGAUCGAGACGAUGCCGAAAAGCAGAAUGCUCCUCAGCAGCCAUUGCGAACUCCUCGAGGUCCCGAUGGAAGUGGAAGGGGUGGGUUUGGAUUUGCCAAUAGAGGCGCUCGCGGAGGCUAA
This is a messenger RNA of Penicillium brasilianum, 831 nucleotides long. NCBI's taxonomy places the organism in Eukaryota, Fungi, Ascomycota, Eurotiomycetes, Eurotiales, Aspergillaceae. The record is from the annotation of a GenBank genome assembly.